Messenger RNA from Leopardus geoffroyi (Geoffroy's cat), 2107 nucleotides. Its product is annotated as T-cell surface glycoprotein CD1e, membrane-associated-like. The transcript has 6 exons. The coding region runs from base 174 to 1535 and encodes 453 amino acids. Gene Ontology annotation, molecular function: endogenous lipid antigen binding; exogenous lipid antigen binding; lipopeptide binding. The record is from RefSeq and is a predicted model, not a curated record. Gene Ontology annotation, biological process: immune response; positive regulation of T cell mediated cytotoxicity; antigen processing and presentation, exogenous lipid antigen via MHC class Ib. NCBI's taxonomy places the organism in Eukaryota, Metazoa, Chordata, Mammalia, Carnivora, Felidae. Gene Ontology annotation, cellular component: external side of plasma membrane.
GGUGACACAGAGAACCCAAGUGUGGACUGGGUUUCUGCAAGGCCAGAAAGGUCUACGUUCUCCAGCGGGACCACAGGCUGCAGCCUGGAGUCCUGUGACGGUGGCUGUGCCCAGGGGUGGGGAACUCGGGGAGAAAAAUCUGGAAGCCAGAGAGUGGCAGAGAGGGAGGGGAAAUGAGAGCCCCGUGGGCCCACGGUGGGGAGGCGGGAGGGUUUCUCAGACAGGGAAGUGGGCAGAGGGUGAGGGUUGCCUGUGCGGGCGGCAGGGGAAGUCAGAUGAAGGCAGGAGGGCCUGGAGGGCAGCACCAUCCGUGUCCUGCUGAGGCAUCCUUCUCCUGCCGUGCCGCAAUGCUGCUCCCGCUGCUCCUGACUUUCCAGGGACUUCUUCUCCACCGUGCAGCAGGCACCGGGGCAUCCCAGGCCCCACAUCCCCCUGGUCCGGCCGCAGAGGAGCCGCUGUCCUUCCACGUACUCCAGGCCUCCUCGUUUGCCAACCACAGCUGGGCACACUCGCAGGGCUCGGGCUGGCUGGGCGACGUGCAGACGCACGGUUGGGACACAUCCUUGGACACCAUCCGCUUCCUGUGGCCCUGGUCGCGGGGGAACUUCAGCACCCAGGAGCUGAACAACCUCCAGAGCCUGUUCCGGCUCUACUUCCACGGCUUCACCAUUGAGGUUCAGGCCUUUGCACACGAGUUCCAGUUUGAAUACCCCUUCGAGCUCCAGGUGUUAGCUGGCUGUACAUGGCGCGCUGGGAAGCCCUCGGGAAGCUUCUUCAACGGGGCCUAUCAAGGCUCAGACUUCCUGAGUUUCCAAGGAAACUCCUGGCAGCCAUCUCCGGGAGCGGGGAGUCGGGCUCAGAAGGUCUGUGCUGUGCUCAACCGCUACCGAGAUAUUAAGGAGAUCGUGCUGAGCCUUCUCAGCCACACCUGCCCCCGGUUUCUGGCGGGAAUCCUUGAAGCAGGGAAGUCCGAGCUGGGACGACAAGUGAAGCCCGAGGUCUGGCUGUCCACCGGCCCCAGUCCCGGUCCUGGCCGUCUGCUCCUUGUGUGCCAUGUGUCCGGCUUCCACCCGAAGCCCGUGUGGGUCAUGUGGAUGCGGGGUGACCAGGAGCAACGGGGCACCCGGCGAGGCGACGUCCUGCCCUACGCUGACGACACGUGGUAUCUUCGGGUGACCCUGGACGUGGCGGCCGGGCAGGCGGCCGGCCUGUCUUGCCGAGUCAAGCACAGCAGCCUAGGAGGCCAGGACAUAAUCAUCCACUGGGGUGGAGAAUGGGCCCCGUUGACACUGACGAGUCUCGCCGUGCUGGUCACCCUGCUCCUGCUGGCGGUCCUGUGCUCCUGGCUUAAAAAGCUCAGCUCAAAUGGGAAAGGCGCGGCGCCCGGUGAACCCAGUCCUGACUCCGCCGCAGCGGCCAGCGCCCGGGGACCCGGAACUUCUGGACGCCAGCUCCACGUGCCCCGGGAAUCCUGGAUCAAGAACAGACUUUUCAAGAAACUGGAAGCAAGCCUCAACCCGCUCUGGCAACGUUAGCUUUCCCUCCCCCAGAAAACCCGUUUCUGCUGCUUCUUACGCACAGUUCAUACCUAUAAACAAAGCGUAACUUUGAUUAAAAAAAGGCUAAUUGUGGCGGGCGUCUUGACCCCUUCACAAAUCUUUAUUUUGUUUUACGUUUUGCUUUUUCCCGUCUGCCGGCAAUACCUUUUUCUGCAUCGGCCGUGUCUUCAUUGCUUUGGAUUCUUCAAACUCUAAUUCAGAAGCUUCUUCCUCAUGGAAGUUUCCCUAGAUCGCCCAAUUGAAAGAUCUUCCAAGAUUGGAAAGAUGGACCCAAAUACGUUCAUCUCUUCCUGCUCUGAACAGUGAUUACUGAGGCUUUUGCUUUUCUGUGUGUGUGUGUGUUUUUUUUUUCUCAGUUGCUUGAAAGCAGGAUACAGGUGUUUGUACUGGUACCUGUGACCAAAAUUCAGGGCCUGCUCCGUGGGCGUUGCAGUCUUGAAACCCUUAGUAAAACUUGGAGAGACUGUGCUUUCAUUUUGUACUGGCCCCACAAAUCAUGUAGCUGGUUUAGAGCAAGAUGUUUGUCAGUAAAUGUUGAUUGAAAUGAA